Pocillopora meandrina is the source of this 360-nucleotide messenger RNA. The record is from the annotation of a GenBank genome assembly. NCBI's taxonomy places the organism in Eukaryota, Metazoa, Cnidaria, Anthozoa, Scleractinia, Pocilloporidae.
CGACAGCGCGCACUUAAAAUUCCUUCUCUGAUAGCUGCAGCCAGAAGGUUUAACAGCAGUCUUGUCGAGACUAAACAAGAUGGAGAGAUCUUCCUUGUAUCGAUUGCACGACCCGAGAAGCGCAACGCGGUUGAUGCAGAGACCGCGAAAGAGCUCGCAGACGCGUUUAGACAUUUCGAGAUCGACGAUGAAAGUUCAGUGGCUGUGUUGUAUGGGAAAGGAGAUACGUUUUGUGCAGGAUAUGAUCUAGGAUAUCUAUCUACCAGGGGUCCUGAUGAGUUCCUGAGAUGGCUCACCCCUCCUGGAGAAGGAGACGGUCCCAUGGUGCGUUACAAUGUUUACGUUUAUGACAGACACUGA